Molecule: messenger RNA, 6138 nt
Organism: Haplochromis burtoni (Burton's mouthbrooder)
Lineage: Eukaryota; Metazoa; Chordata; Actinopteri; Cichliformes; Cichlidae
Gene: ecm2
Product: extracellular matrix protein 2, female organ and adipocyte specific
Exons: 13
Coding region: 1416-4142 (908 amino acids)
Biological process (GO): positive regulation of cell-substrate adhesion; extracellular matrix organization
Cellular component (GO): extracellular matrix
Molecular function (GO): heparin binding; collagen V binding; protein binding
Source: RefSeq, a predicted model, not a curated record
GGAUCAGAAUAGCCUCUAACUGUGACACAUGUGUGAUUUUCAGUGAAACUUCAUGGGAGAUGUAGUUUUUAACAGUGGUUAAAAUUCAUUAUCUAAUAUCGCAAAAAUAACAAAUGAACUAAGAUUUAAAGGCAUGUUUUGAAGCUUUAACUUUCCCACCAAUUAUGUUCCAUCAUAAGACAUAACACAUACUUUCACUGUCAUGUUCAAGAAACCUGUUGGAGAUUAUUUGAGCUUUGAUGGUGUAUUAUCCUGCUGGAGCAGCCAUCAGAACCUGGGUUAUCUGUGGUCAACAUGUCCAUCCCUUAACAUCACAUAUAAGCUGUUUAUCCCCCACACCCUUACAGCACCUCCACCAGCCUGAACCGUUGAUAUGAGGCAAGAUGGAUCCAUGCUAUCAGGCUGUUAACGCCAAAUUUUAACGUCCACCUGAAUGUUGUAGCAGAAAUAAAACUGCUCACCAAAGUUCAGACGGGUAACUAUAACUUGUCAUCUUAAACAAAAACAUUAAGUCAAAUGGGAACACAAAGGUCUGCGUGUAUGAACCGGUUUCACUUGUACCACAGUUUGCUCCAUACAGAUUUGUAGUGUUUAUGUAGCAUUUUUUUAAGUGCAUUUUAUUUGUCCUUAAAAUAGAAACAGAGGAAACUGUUUCCAGCUGAUUUUAACAGUACUUUGAAUGUGAGCCAUAUAUGGUAAAUGUUUUGGUCAGUGUUAUUAGUCCUCAAAUUGGAGCUGGAUUGCAGCAAACUUUUUUCUUUUUUAAUUAAAUCUAAUAUCAGCCAUGUGGACUGGUCUAAAAACUGUAAUAAUCAGGCUCAGAAGUGAUCUGAGCCCAGAGCUUUAUUACAGUUUUUGUGGAUAAUUUCUGUUUUCUUUUGAAUUAAAGGUUUAAGGACAUUAUGAGGACCUGACACAUGAUUCAGGCUUUUGGUUGAAUAUACGAAAAGUUCACCUGGUGUUUAUUUUGACCAAAAUGGAGGCGCUACAUGUGGAAACCUUUCUGCUGAAAACAUGUAAAAUUAAUACACUGAAACAAAACAGACACAGAAAUGUACCAAAAACAGAUGAUGCACACAAGUCUGAUUGUAACUACACCAGAUGAGGAAUUUUCUGGUUUCUCAUAACUGAAACGUGCCGAGAUCUAAAAUUAAAAAGCUCAGAGCAAUGACAAAUCAGUUCUAAAUAAAAUAAUUCCCUGGCAUUUAUUGACUGAGUACGGAAAACAAGUUGUCUAUCUGGACAGAAAUCAGAGGCUCAUAUGAUACAGAAAAUUGCUUAAAUCUGCUCCAUUCAGAGGGGGAAUCAGACAGAAAAACAAACUAUCAGGUGUGCGAAGGUGUGUUUUAGCCUCAGAUCUCUAUGCUUUAAUAAUGACAGGACUGCUGUUUAUAGACUAGUCAUUACACACAUACAUGGAACCAGCCAUUAGGACCCCAGCCGAGAGCUAUAUGAGGGACAGAAGCAGUGCUGACAGCUCUUUACUGAGAACUGCUGCAGGGAUGAGGUGGUGGCUGGUGGUGGCCAGUCUGUGGCUGCUGGUGGCCUUGACCAUCCCUGAUGCUGAGGCCAGAAACCGACCACGAAACCAGAAUGGUGAGAUUCUUAGAGUGAGGAGGAGGAGGAAGGAUGGACAAGGUUUUGGCCGGGCUAGAGCGGGGCGAACUAGACCUCUGAAGAUCAGACUGGUUCCUGGUCCCAGCAUCCCAGUGGUGCCUGUAGAAGGAAAUGCUCUUCUCCUACAACCCUAUAAGAACAUCCAAGAACAGCACGCCACCUACAACGUCAUCCCAGGUAAGCAGGGCCAGUGUGUGUACCAGGGUCUGACCAUGUUUGACCAGGCCGUCUGGUCCCCAAAGCCCUGUGUGACUUGUCUGUGUACCGGAGGGCGGGUGGUUUGUGAUGAGAGCACCUGUCCCGAAAUACACUGUCAUUUCCCCUUCACCCCUGCGGGCGAGUGCUGCCCUGUCUGCAUGGAGCCAGAACCUGACCUCAGCCUUGACAUUUCUGGUGACUCCCCAGUUCCCAAUGACCCCAGUGAUGUCGUGACUCCACUGACCCAAGAGGAGAUCCAGAAAAUCCUCUGGAGGGAGGCAGAGCAGCAUCGUGAGGAGGAAGAACGCGUGAAGAAGAAGGAGGAAGCGAGAAGAAAGAGAAGGAAGCAAAGGAAAGAGCAGGAGGAGAAACAGAGAAAGAUAGCUGAGGAGAUGAGAAAGCAGGAGGAGGAGGCACUGAGGCUGCAGGAAGAAAAGGAACUGGAGGAGUGGAGCAGGCAGGUAGAUGAGGAGCAAAAGAGGAGGCAGGAGGAAGAGGAAGAUAGGAGACAGAAGGAGGAAGCAGAGAGAGAAGCAAGAGAGAGGGAAAGGAAGCUAGAGGAGGAAAGGAAAAAGCAGGAGGAGAUGCUGAGGGAAGAACUUUUGGAUUUAGUUGAAAAGGAGAAAGAGCAGCACGAGGAAGAGAACGAGAGGCGCGAGAAAGAGAACGAGAGGUACGAGGAAGAGAUCGAGAGGUACGAGGAAGAGAACGAGAGGUACGAGGAAGAGAACGAGAGGCGCGAGGAAGAGAACGAGAGGCGCGAGAAAGAGAACGAGAGGUACGAGGAAGAGAUCGAGAGGCACGAGGAAGAGAUCGAGAGGUACGAGGAAGAGAUCGAGAGGCGCGAGGAAGAGAUCGAGAGGCGCGAGGAAGAGAUCGAGAGGCGCGAGGAAGAGAAAGAGAGGCAGAAAGAGAGGUACGAGGAAGAGAACGAGAGGCACGAGGAAGAGAACGAGAGGCGCGAGGAAGAAAAGGAGGAGCAGGAGGAGGAGGUGUGGCUGAGAGGAGAUGUGUUUCAAAUGCUUCCAAAAGAGCCUGAAGAACCUGAGGAACCAGACCUCCUUCCUGCUCCGAUUCCAAGACCUCCAGUUGCUACAGAGGAGGAACAGGUAGAAACCAAAGAGACGGAAGAAGGGGAGGAUAGGGAGAUCAUAGUUGUAAACAGAGGAGGCCUUCCUCCAGGCUGUGACAUCUCUGACGUUACUGCCACAUGUGAGGAUGCCAAACUCACACACUUCCCUCCUCUGGCCAUUCCUGAGCUGAAAUCCCUCAGUCUGGAGGGCAACAGCAUCAGCCGCAUCCCAGCAGAUGCCUUUAAUGGAAUUCCUAACCUGGAGUGGAUCAACCUGAAGAAAAACAAACUUACUUCUGCUGGCAUUGACGCUAAAGCCUUCAAAGGUCUGAAGAAGCUAACACGUCUGUAUUUGGAUGGAAACCUUUUAGACGUUGUGCCAUCUGACCUUCCCCCAACCCUGCAGGAGCUGAAGAUCAAUGAAAACAGACUGAGAGGGAUAGAUGAAAACAGCUUCCAGGAUUUGAGCAGCCUGGUUAUUCUGGAGCUGGAAGGAAAUCUGCUGAGUGAGGGGAAUGUAGACCCUCUGGCCUUCGCUCCCCUAAUCCAGCUUUCCUACCUCAGACUGGGGAGAAACCAUUUCCGUACUGUACCACAAGGCCUUCCCAAGUCAUUGCUGGAACUCUAUUUGGAGAACAACCUGAUUGAAGAAAUCUCAGAGACCGUUUUCAAUCAGACCAGCAAUCUGAACAUAGUCUCUUUAAGACACAACAAACUGGAGGAGACCAGGAUUGCUCCACUGGCAUGGAUCAACCACAGAAAUUUGGAGUCCAUUGACCUUUCAUAUAAUAAGCUUUACAUGGUUCCUUCAUAUCUACCAAGAUCUCUAGUUCACUUGGUGCUCUUGGGAAACAAUAUUGAGAGGAUACCUGGUUACGUUUUUGCCCACAUGCAACCUGGUUUAGAGUACCUCUACCUCUCCUACAACAAACUGGAUGGAGAAGGGACUGAACCAGAGUCGUUCUUUGGGGCCUACCACUCCCUGGUCGAACUGUGUUUGGACCACAACCAGCUGGUUGUUGUGCCAUCUGGCAUCAACGAAAUGACCAACUUACACUUCCUCAGACUCGACAAUAACAUGAUCAGGAGUAUUCCUGAUGAAGCCAUCUGUGACCCAAACCGCAGCGGGGACUCCACCUUGGUGGCUGUAAGAUUGGAAAACAACUACAUCGACCCACAAAAAAUCUCACCAAUGGCCUUUUCAUGUGUAAGAUCUGCAUCAAGUGUGGUCUUAAAACCCCAGAAAACCAAGUGAACACACAUAAACAAAAUAAAAAACUGAGAGACAGUGGACUUUAAUCUGCCAAAAGAAGUCAAAAUCUCCUUUCAUCAUUUUUUUCUGUUACUAAUAUCAUACAAAUAAUAUAAUACAAAUAAACCUAAAAAAUUACUAGAAAACGCAUUAGUCUGAUGUCAAAAUCUGACACACAUUCAAACAUGGUUACUGUUGUAUGGUAAGAUGCUAUUUGAACAUUUUCUACAACUUUAGACCAAACACAUGGUUUGGUAUCUGGUAAGCUGUCCUGCUCUGUCACUUGGCCUUAAACUGGUGUGAAAGUGACAGAACACAUCUGUCCACUCUCAGAAAAUCUUCUUCUACUUUUGGCUGGUCCCUCUAGAGGGUCGCCGCUGUGGAUCACUGUGUAAAAGGGAAGGAAUUCACAGUAAAAUGAAAAUCCUAAUAAAGAAAUGGAAAGAAUUCUAUGAAGUGCGACUGCAAGCACAGCGCAUUAUUUUUAACAACCUCAGCACCUUCAUGUUUCAUUUCUCAGCAGCAAUUCUUCCACUGCCUGUUUUCAUAAAAACCCUGACAUGGAAAGCUCACACGUGACACAUCCCCUAAGAUGAUUGUGUUAAAACCAAGUGCUGCUGGAGCCAAUUCCUCAAACAGAUCGAGAUGAGAUGUAAUGACAUGCCUGUUCCUCAACAUUUUAUCUUUAUCUUGCUUACGUGAAUGGACAGGGCAGUGACCUCCUCAAUUGUAGUUAAGUCUGAUUUAUGUUUGAUGCAAAAAUUAAGUGGGAGUCUUGCUAUUGCAUGUGUUAUGAUUUACAAUUCAGCAUCAUCAAGAUGAAUGCAUCAUAUGUGAUAUUGAGCUUUUGUUAUGGUAUAUCCUGCACAGCAACUGUUUCACUUCACUUUGUGGUUAAAAGAAUUCACAAUGAAUUCACAAUUCAUUACAAAGUUAUGACUGCAUCUGUAUCUGGGUUAACUUCUAUUUCUUCUUAUCCUGCUUUAUAUAGUAUGUGUCUUAACAUGGGUUUAUUUAAUCCCAGGUGGGAGCAGAGUAUGCUAAAGAACUUAUGGAGAUUAUGGCCAAACAUUUCUGACUUUAAUGCUGCUGCAUGAAAAUAUCUUAUUUUUCUUACUGUAAAUUUGUACUUCUGUGUUUUCUUUUAACUGAAUCUUCUUCUUUCCCAGACAGAAACACACAAGACUUUUAGAUAAUUUAAACUCUUUUACUGUGCAUCAGCUUUCAAGCUGUGCAAAUUGUAAUAUAAUGUAUUACCACUGUGUACAUGAAAGGCUCGUUCUACCCUAACGUUGCUUUGAAAAGCUCUCACUAGAGGUCCAAAACACUCCACAAUUUACUAUAGAUUUUUAAUUUUUUUCCCCACAAAUUUAAGAUAUAUUUGAAGAUUAUAUCCUUUCAUUUGCUCUUGGCUGGCCAACAUGCUUAAAUUAUAUGAAGUUGGUGAGUCAACUUUAUAUUUUACAGUUUAGCACAAUGUUAUGAUGCACGGAAAAAAUAAACUUUAAGUUACCAUUCCUGUCUGAGUGAAGUCUGCCUAAACCUAGUACCCUCACACACCCAAAUAAGUUAGAUUAUAUUGCACUGGAUCCCCUGAUCAUUUACACAGCCUGCCUGUCCAGGACAUUUAGGAGUAUAUUCAUGUUAUCAAAUUAACAGCUUGGGCUUCAGGGAAAAAGUGGAGCCAUGAUGACUUUUACAGAAUAAGAAAAAAAAAUGUAGUUAACCUUCCAUUACAUGUCUUUUAGCUAUAUGUAAUACAUAUUUACUGAAAGCUGCAAUUAACAGAGCUGAAAAGCCAACCAAUUCAUAAUAUUUUCCUCUACAAGCCUGAGGUUUAGGAUCAUUUACUUCAGUCACAGACAUCGAAAGGAUGAUUGAAACAGAAAAAAACCUAAACUGUGAGGAGCAUAAAACCUCAGCUUCUUUAAUGGUAAAAAACCUGAAAAUAUUAGAUAAUUAUAUGGGGACUAAAAUUAAUUUGAAUGAAUAAAAGCAA